Molecule: messenger RNA, 1962 nt
Organism: Chenopodium quinoa (quinoa)
Lineage: Eukaryota; Viridiplantae; Streptophyta; Magnoliopsida; Caryophyllales; Amaranthaceae
Product: protein FAR1-RELATED SEQUENCE 5-like
Exons: 3
Coding region: 1-1962 (653 amino acids)
Biological process (GO): regulation of DNA-templated transcription
Molecular function (GO): zinc ion binding
Source: RefSeq, a predicted model, not a curated record
AUGGUUGAUGAAGAGGAUGUAAAUGUAAAAACAAGAAAGCCAAGACAAGUAUCCAUUACAAGAUCAAAUUGCAAGGCAUGCAUAAGAGAAAAAGUGAAUAAAGAAGGACAGUUUGAGGUGGUGGCUCAUGUUAUUCAGCAUAACCACGAGCUAACAAAGCCACAGUGGCAUUAUUUGCAUCGUUCUGAAAGAAAAAUGACAGAGGAAAAAGUUGUAACAAUGAAAUCUUCAGGUCUAACUACAAUGGACACUUACAAUUACAUGGCUACAGAGGCUGGAGGAGAACAGAAUAUAGGCCAUAGUGUUGUAGAUCACCUGAAUUUCUGCUCAAGGUUAAGAAUGGAACAAAUUGAGGCUGGAGAUGCUCAAACUUUAGUGAACAUUUUAAGUCAGGAACAAUCAGAGGAUCCAAACUUCUUUUUUAGAGUGAAGUUUGACAAAGAAGGAAGAAUUUGCAAUAUCUGUUGGAGAGAUUCAAUGAUUCUAGAAGACUAUAGGAUAUAUGGAGAUGUUCUUGUCUUUGAUACAACAUACAGAACCAACAAAUAUAAUCUUAUAUGUGCUCCAUUUGUUGGCAUAAAUAACCACUGGCAUAAUUGUAUGUUUGCUUGUGCUUUUAUUGGGGAUGAAACGACAGAUUCAUUUGUGUGGUUACUACAAACCUUCUUCAAAGCUAUGGAGGAUAGAAAACCAACUUCAAUAUUCACUGACCAGGACCAAGCAAUGGUAAAUUCUAUACUAGAGGUGAUUCCUAAUACAAGACAUAGACUUUGUAUAUGGCAUUUGGAGAAAAAUGCCAUAACCAGAUUUGGAGCUCUUAAAAAAGACAAAGAAUUCAAAUUUGCAUUCAACCAGUGGUUAAAGAUGUGUGUGACAGAACAAGAAUUCGAAGCAAAGUGGCAAGCAAUGUUGCAAAAAUAUGAGUUGACAGAACACUCUUGGUACAAAAGAGUGUAUGAGUUGAAAGACAAAUGGUGUCCUGCCCUUUGUAGAGAUUUCUUUUCAGCAGGGAUCUUAUCGUCACAAAGGAGUGAAAGCACUAAUCAUGCCAUAGGAUUUAGAGCAAGUAAAGCAACUACUUUGACAGAAUUUUAUACCAUAUUUAAGAAGACAACUAAUCGUUGGAGAAGCACAGAGAAAUAUGAUGAGUUUACUUGUAGAAAGUCAAUAGCAUUCACUUCACUGCCUCUAUCUGGAAUGCUAAAGCAUGCCGUACAGGUUUUCACUUUAUCACUCUUUAGAAAUUUUGAAGAGGAGUUUGGAUACUCUAUGGCAACAACUGUUCAGAUGUUAGGCAGUAAUGAAGAAUGCCUACUUUAUCAAGUAACACUAGAAGACAAGCCAUGGUCUGCACAUCAAGUAAAUUAUAUACAAGAGAGCCAAACUGUAUGGUGUACUUGCAAAAACUUUAAAGCAUCUGGAUGGUUAUGUUAUCAUUGCAUCAGAAUUCUACAUUUGCAUUCAGUAACAAGAAUACCAGACAAGUAUGUUUCAAAAAGAUGGACUAAGUUUGCAAAAACAGAGGCAUGGGAUAGGUUGAAGAAUCAGGAUCCUAAACAGCAAUAUAUUCCAUGGAGGCAAACAAUGAUGAGGAAAUACUACAAUCUAAUCUUAAAAAGUCAAGAAAAUGAAGAGACAAGAGCAUUUAUGGAAGAAAGCUUCAGAAACAGUCUUAAAAUGGUGGAAGACUUACUUGCUAGUGUUGCUCAGAAAGAAAGUGCAGAAGCUGCUUCUAACAUUCCUGAUGUGGCAGACAACACUCAAAGCAAUACUGACGCUUCUUCAGCAUCGAGUACAAGCACAUGUGUACCAAUAAUUCUUGAUCCUAAAAGGGCUGUAACAAAAGGAAGAAGCAAGAGAGCAAAAGGAGGACUUGAAAAAAGCAAGAGAAAAAGAAAACCAGCACUGCCACCUCCAAAUUCAGAAUUUGGAUCAAAGACACCUAACUUACGACUCUUUUAA